Molecule: messenger RNA, 1536 nt
Organism: Cylindrotheca closterium
Lineage: Eukaryota; Bacillariophyta; Bacillariophyceae; Bacillariales; Bacillariaceae
Source: the annotation of a GenBank genome assembly
AUGGCAAGUGCCGCUGUCGUUGAUGCGGUGUGCGAUCGUGACUUUGCUGGUCUGAUAGAAUUCCUUCGUAUCGGUGAAUUCACCAUAGAAACGAGCUUCGGGGAGAACAGUGGUAGGACUCUAUUGCAUGAUGCCUGUUCAAACGGUGAUUUUGAGAUGGCGGAGUUCGCGUUGAACCACGGUGCUGAUGUAGACGCCAGGACAAAUGAUGGAGAUACGCCGUUGCAUGUCGCCUCCACCGUGGAUCAAGUCCAAGUGAUUCAACUUUUGUUGAAGCACGGUGCUGAUAUAGAAGCCAGGACAAAUGAUGGAUUCACGCCGUUGUGCGGCGCAUGUCUCGUCGAAGGCAAUGUCGAUGUGAUUCGAGUCUUAUUAGCCCAAGGUGCUGAGAUAGAAGCCAGGACAAAUGAUGGAAGUACCCCGUUGCACUGCGCGUGUCGCCAAGGCAAUUCCGAGGUGAUUCGAGUCCUUUUACCCUACCGUGCUGAUAUAAACGCCAGGAUAAAUGAUGGAAGUACCCUGUUGCACUGCGCGUGUCGCCAAGGCAAUUUCGAGGUGAUUCGAGUCCUUUUAGCCCAAGGUGCUGAUAUAGAAGCUAGGACAAAUGAUGGAUUCACGCCGUUGUGCGGCGCAUGUAUUGAAGGCAAUGUCGAUGUCGUUCGAGUCUUAUUAGCCUACGGUGCUGAUAAAGAAACCAAGAGUGUUGGACAUACCCCGUUGCAUUUCGCCUCCAGUAUGGGGCAAGUUCAAGUGGUUCAACUUUUAUUGAACCACAGUGCUGAUAUAAAAGCCAAGACAGAUGAUGGAAGUACCCCGUUGCACUGCGCGUGUCGCCAAGGCCAUUUCGAGGUGAUUCGAGUCCUUUUAGCCUAUGGUGCCGAGAUAGACGCCAGGGCAAAUUAUGGAAUUACGCCGUUGCUUCGUGCAUCUAUUCGUGGCAACGUCGAUGUGAUUCGAUUCUUAUUGAACCGCGGUGCUAGUAUUUUGACAAGUGCAAAAGAUGGAGUUACACCGUUGUAUUGUGCCGCUCGUCAAGGGCAUGCCGAAGCUGUUCGACUCUUGUUGAAUCGGGGUGCCGAUGUAGAAGCACGGACUAAUUCUGGUCAUACCGCAUUGCAUUCUGCGAGCAAUGAACGAGUGGUUCAAGAAUUGGCCGACCAUGGCGCUAAUGUGGACGCACGAGAUGGAUUCGGGUUGACACCUUUGUAUCAUGCUGCAAAGGACCAUCGCUUGGGAGUCCUGAAAAAGCUUUUGGACAGAGAUGCCGAUAUUGAAGCACAGGACCGUUUGAGACGUACGCCACUCGCUUUUGCAUGCCAUUACGGUUUUGUGGAGGCGGUUCGGCUGUUUCUGGACAGAGGUGCAAAUAUGGAAGCAAGGCCUAUUCCUGGAUUGACUCCAUUGGAUUUGGCAUGUCGUAGUGGUUGUGUGGAGGUCGUGCAAGUGCUUUUGAAUCGCGGUGCCGUCUAUGAGAGACCUAUUGAUGAAAUGACGCCAUUACAUUACGCAGCAAUUCAGCGGCAUAGAGAAGUCGUC